UGAUUUUUCUUUUGAACUUGUGUGGCACAUUAAACACGUUUGUAUUUGCCAUGUGAUUUGUUCCAGUUUGUUCAAGGGCUGAAAAAUUAGCAAAUAAAUUGCUAAUAAAGUUAUAAUGGGAACCCUAGAAGACAUAAAUGAGACUAUUAAACAUCAACAAGACACUAUCCAACAACUAGAGAACUUGCUUUCUCAGAAAGAUGAAGAAAUUCAACAGUUACGUAGUCAAUUGGACAAAUAUCAGUCUGUGCUUAUGCCACCAUCUUAUAAUAGCUACAUUUACCGUGGAAGACGUAAAGAACGAGCCCAAGGAAUAUCUGCAGAACCACAGUCUUUACAAACUAUUCAAGAUCUUAUAUCAACCAAGUUUCCAGAGUAUUCCAAGUCAGAACAAUCAAAAGAAUUAAUCAAGAAUGCUAUCUUGGAUAAUGAUUUCAUGAAAAAUCUUGAAAUAGUGCAGAUAGGAGAGAUCACAGACUGCAUGUAUCCAGUUGAAUAUGCUAAAGAUAGUUUGAUUAUUAAAGAAGGAGAAGUUGGAUCUGUUGUAUUUGUCAUGGAAGAGGGGAAAGUAGAAGUAUCAAAGGAUAGAAAAUUUCUCUGUACACUAGGACCAGGGAAAGUUUUUGGUGAAUUGGCUAUACUUUACAACUGCACUCGUACUGCAACGGUUAAAGCCAUAAUGGACUGUAAACUGUGGGCCAUUGAACGACAAUGUUUCCAAACAAUAAUGAUGAGAACAGGACUGGUGCGACAAGCAGAGUACACUGAUUUCUUAAAGAGUGUGCCAACAUUCAGAAAACUCAAUGAAGAGACAUUAAUAAAGAUAGCUGAUGUACUAGAGGAGACAUCUUAUAACAAAGGUGACUAUAUCAUCCGACAAGGUGCUAGAGGGGAUACUUUUUUUAUCAUUAGCAAGGGCAAGGUGAAAGUAACUAUGAAGGUUUCAGAAUUAGAUGAAGAAAGAUUUAUCCGGUGCUUGGAGUAUGGAGAUUUUUUUGGUGAAAAGGCUCUUCAAGGAGAAGAUGUGCGUACGGCUAACAUUAUUGCUGAUGAUCCUGAGGGAGUGACUUGUUUAGUUAUAGACAGGGAGUCUUUUAAUCAGCUUAUCAGCAAUAUUGAUGAGAUAAAGAAGAAGCGAUAUGAUGAAGAAGAAGCUAUGGCACGUAGAAUGAUUAACCAAGAGUUUGCAGAUCUCAAAUUGACUGACCUUAGAUUGGUAGCGACAUUAGGAAUUGGAGGCUUUGGACGAGUUGAGCUGGUCCAAAUAUCCCACAAUCCUUCUAGGUCUUUUGCCUUGAAAGUGAUGAAGAAAGCUCAGAUAGUAGAAACACGACAACAGCAACAUAUUUUGUCAGAGAAGAUCAUCAUGGAAGAGGCUAAUUGUGACUUCAUAGUAAAAUUAUACAAAACUUUCAAGGAUUCUAAAUAUCUCUACAUGUUGAUGGAAUCAUGCUUAGGUGGUGAACUCUGGACAAUUUUAAGAGAUAGAGGAAUUUUUGAUGACGUGACUACCAGGUUUUAUACAGCUUGUGUGGUUGAAGCUUUUGACUACCUCCACUCUCGUCUCAUUAUCUACAGAGAUCUUAAGCCAGAGAACAUGUUACUUGAUAUUAAGGGUUAUGUUAAACUGGUGGACUUUGGCUUUGCUAAAAAAUUAACAACAGGAAGGAAGACUUGGACUUUUUGUGGCACUCCAGAAUAUGUUGCUCCAGAAGUAAUACUGAACCGUGGUCAUGACAUUUCAGCUGACUAUUGGUCUCUUGGGGUUCUCAUGUUUGAGUUGCUAACAGGGACACCACCCUUCACUGGACCAGAUCCUAUGAGAACUUACAAUAUUAUUCUAAAAGGAAUUGAUGCUGUGGAGUUCCCUCGCCUUAUUUCACGAAAUGCCAUGGCUUUGAUUAAGAAGCUUUGCAGGGAUAAUCCGGCUGAACGGCUGGGCUAUCAGAGUGGUGGAAUUAAAGAUAUCCAAAAACACAAAUGGUUUGAUGGCUUCAACUGGGAAGGACUCCGAGAUCAUUCACUUCAACCCCCUAUUCUACCUCAGAUACGAAAUGCAUCAGACACCAGUAACUUUGAUCAGUAUCCUCCAAAUAAUGAAGCUCUACCACCAGAUGACAACUCAGGCUGGGAUUCAGAAUUUUGAAAAGUAAAAAAUGAUAUUUGGAAUUAACUUGAUGGAGUCAGUAAAAACAUAUAUGUAGAAAGUUUAUACAGAAGUCUAAAUUCUGGUGAAACUAAAAGAAUCUAUUUUUACAUGUAAUAAUUGGUGAUAGCAUAACUGCAACACUAACUAAUAAAAGGAAGGAAACAGGAAAAUUUUAGAUAGUUUGAUAGAGUCAGGAUAUAUGUAUAUAUAAUUUAGAAGAGUUUUGAGAAGAGUUAAUGGAAACAGCUUUGAAACAGUUGAAGGAUUAAUCCAGAUAUAAUAAUAUUUUUUUCAAUUUCACUGUUAUAAUUCCUCAUUAACUUUGACAAAAAGGAAGAGGGGGAGAAAAUGCUUCUUAUACUUUUUCUGGAAAAAUAUUCAGUUUCUGAAACAUUUUGAAACUUUGCAAAAACAAUAAUUAAACUCAUGAUUUAAACAUUUUAUAAUUUAACUGAGUUAGCAAAUUUUUGGAAGGCACCAGUGAUUGUGUUACUGGAAAUAUGCUUCAUAUCUAAAGGUUUGUGUAAAUUUAUAGACAAUUUAUUGAACAAAUUAUGUUUUUACAUAUGAUAAGUGUUUAAAUAGAUAUAAUCUCUGUGAAAUCAUUUAGCAGUUUUAAAGAAUGUAAGUGUUACAUUUAAAAUCAUAUACCCAUAAUAAGUUGAUAAAUAUUAAAUAAUUAUUUUCAAGUAUUUUUGUUACUGUUGCUAAGAUAGAAUCUAGACUUGUUAUGGUGGUUACAAUUUAGUUCACCAGAUGUUGAAUGGUGUACACUUGGCCCUCAAAUAUAAAUAUUUAAUUAGAUAUCUUUUGUAAAUUGUUCAUGAUAUUUUAAGUAAAAAAUAAUUCCACUCAACCUCAGUGGCUGUAUUUCAGGAUGUUUUCUGGGGAAUUCAGGUAUACAAAUGCUCAGCUGUUUGCUCUGAUACUCUAAAAGAAAUGUGAAGCAGGAGUAAAUGGUUACAGCUUUUGGUUAGCAUGAACAAUCAGUUCUAACUUCUUAAUUUGUAAUGUUUUAGGAAACUUUGUACCUUAAAAAUAUGACUAUCUAACAUUUGUCUUGUACCAUUUGGUACAUGAGGAUGGUGGUGUUAGAAAAAUUGACAGCAAUAAGGAAGGGAUGAAACAAUCUCAGUGUCACACAAAAUGAGUGCUGAUAGUUGCAUAAGAGCAGCCAAUAUCUUGAACAUAAGUGAAAAAUAUAUACCUUGACUAUAUUUGUAUUUCAUUCCUAAAUGUUAAUAGUAAUACACAAGAUUUAUGGAAAUCUGUGUAUUAUACCUAGUUAAUGUUUUUUUUAUUUA
Limulus polyphemus (Atlantic horseshoe crab) is the source of this 3453-nucleotide messenger RNA. Its product is annotated as cGMP-dependent protein kinase, isozyme 2 forms cD4/T1/T3A/T3B-like. Gene Ontology annotation, molecular function: cGMP-dependent protein kinase activity; ATP binding. Lineage: Eukaryota; Metazoa; Arthropoda; Merostomata; Xiphosura; Limulidae. The record is from RefSeq and is a predicted model, not a curated record. The coding region runs from base 116 to 2146 and encodes 676 amino acids. Gene Ontology annotation, biological process: protein phosphorylation. The transcript has 19 exons.